Messenger RNA from Caenorhabditis briggsae, 972 nucleotides. The coding region runs from base 1 to 972 and encodes 323 amino acids. The transcript is spliced from 4 exons. NCBI's taxonomy places the organism in Eukaryota, Metazoa, Nematoda, Chromadorea, Rhabditida, Rhabditidae. The record is from RefSeq and is a predicted model, not a curated record.
AUGUCUCUUCCAAAAAUUUAUCUGGAUAAUAAUGCAACAACUCCGUUGGAUGAUCGAGUGAAAACUGCUAUCUCGGAUGCUUUGGAUCUCUGGGCAAAUCCUUCGAGCAACAAUGAGAAUGCACUGAACGCAGCGAAAGCGAUUCUGGAGUCCAGGAACCAUUUGGCAGAAAUGUUUCAUGUGAAGACAGAAGACGUCGUGUUCACUUCUGGCGGCACGGAGUCUAACAAUUGGGUCAUUGAAGGAGCGAUUCGAAGUGUAAGGAAAAAUGGAAAGAAACCUCAUGUUGUUACAACCAAUAUUGAGCAUCCGUCGAUUAUAAAUCCACUGCAGAGAAGAGAAAAUGAUGGAGAAAUUACCGUAACUUAUGUAUCUAUCAACCCAUUAACGGGUUUCGUCACUCCUGAAUCUGUUCUCCAGGCUGUUACUUCUGACACGUGUCUGGUCACUGUCAUGUUGGCGAAUAACGAAACUGGAGUUCUGCAGCCAGUUUCUGAAAUCUGUCAAUUGAUUCGAAACAAGUUCAAAGAAAAUUCUCCAUUUCUACAUUCAGAUGUCGCACAGGCGGCUGGAAAGAUUCCAAUCGAUGUCAAAUUGCUUGGUGUUAAUGCGGUUACUGUAGUUGGUCAUAAGUUUUACGGACCACGAAACGGAGCGUUGAUUUAUAGUUCAAAAUCUGCUAGACUUCCACCAAUGGUGUUAGGUGGUAAUCAGGAAUCAGGAUUGAGGAGUGGAACUGAAAACACACCGAUGAUAGUUGGAUUGGGAGAGGCUGCUAGAAUUUACAAUGAAGGAUCCUCGAAUAUUGAGAGUGUGCUCACUCAAAAUAGAGACUACUUUGAAGAGCUUUUAGUGAAACGUCUUCGUAAUUCUCACUUGAUUCAUUUCCUCGGAUCACCUCGUCUUCCGAAUACUUCAAGUGUUGCUUUCUUGGAUUACCCUUCUCACGGUUGUGAUCUUCUGGAAAAGUGA